GAGCUUAACAGGGAUAAAAGGACAUCGUUAAGCCUCGGUCUCCUUUUUCCCCUCCUAACUGGGCAGUUGUUUUGCGAGGUGAGGGCCGGUCUGAGGGGGAGGAGGCAGGCAGCAUCCCAGCAGCGGCCAGGGAGGCAGUCCAGGAGUGGCUAAGCAGAUAGCCAAGGGACAGAGAAGACAGAUUAAUACACUAAAGCCAAAACUCCAGGAAUUGAGAACUCACCCAUUUCAAAUCAGGGGCAGGGAGAAAAGGGAGGAGAGAGAGGGUAAGAAUUAGAGAGCAAAAGGGUGAACUGCUGGACUUCUCAUCCCGCUGGGGCUUUGGGUCUGCUUCAGGGCUUUUAGGUACGCCCAGGGGCUCGGGGUGAAAAGCAAGCAAUGGCCGUGGCAGGGUGUGUGCAGCCGGCCGACUGGAGCGGGGUAGAAGAGGACCCCCAGCCGGCCCGGCCCAGCCUGACCUCCAUCUCUUCUGGGGAGCUGCGGAGCUUGUGGACCUGUGACUGUGAGCUGGCCCUGCUGCCCCUGCAGCAACUUCUGCACAUGCAGCCGAGCUUCUUCCAGCUGCUGGGAGACCAGCUCCUGGUCCUGGGGCCUAGGCCUCAGGAGGCUCCACGUGGGGGCUUCAACGUUUUCUGCGACGGAUUCGUGCGCUUGGACGGACGUCUCUACAGAGUCAGCAACUACUUAAAAAGGUAUGUGGAACUGACCAACUAUUGUGAUUACAAAGACUACCGGGAAACUAUAUUGAGCAGACCAAUGCUGUUCUUCAUUAACGUCCGAACAGAAGGAGAUUCCUCAAAAGAAAAGACAUAUGCAUUUCUUGUGAAUACACGACACCCCAAGAUCAGAAGACAGAUUGAGCAUGGGAUGGAUACAGUCAUUUCCUCAGUGAUUGGAGAAAGCUACCGACUUGAGUUUAAUUUUCAAGAAGUGGUCAAGAAGUUUUUUCCUCCAGGAAAUGAAGUGGUUAAUGGAGAAGACUUGAAUUUUGUAUAUGAAUUCAAAGCUGAUGCCUUAUUUGAUUUCUUCUACUGGUUUGGCCUCAGCAAUACCACAGUUAAGAUUAAUGGAAAAAUCCUGAAUUUGUCUAGCACUAGCCCAGAAAAGAAGGAAACGAUAAAAUUAUUUCUGGAAAAAAUGAGUGAACCUCUUAUCAGAAGAAGCAGUUUCUCAGAUCGGAAAUUUAGUGUUACUUCUAGAGGCUCUAUAGAUGAUGUUUUUACCUGCAGUCUGUCACCUAGAUCAUCUUUGACGGAUCCUCUUCUAGCAGAAUUUCCAAUUUCAGCAGUCUUGGAAUCCGAAGAGAGACCCAACAAAUUCAUCCGAUUUGUGUAAAAUGGAGUUUUUCAAACUGAAAACCAUGUGCCUAGACUUUGGAGUCACAGGCAGGGGUGGUGGGAAGAGAGGGCCUUCUCCCACUUUUUGUCCUCUUUUAUUUCUUUAGGAGAAGUCAGUCCUUCUCCAACCACCUUCAUUAAGACCCCCAUAGAGGGACUUUUUUGUUUAAUUUUCUAUCAGAUGUGAUAACCCAGCAGCUCUGACAACUGAAUCAUUUUAGAGAUGUGCUCACCAGGGCUGAGAACAUUCUCCUUUAGGCCUGUGGGACAAGCUGUGCUUUUGGCAACCACAGCCUGCUUUCUCUAUCUUGUGGCUGGACAUUUUCUGAUUUAUUUUGUGGAAAUCAUCAGAACAAGAGGCAUCCCGGCCAUGCCAAACAAAAGAGCACUGGAUUUACUUGGUGACUGGGAAUAUUCCUACCUUAAUCCCAAUUUAGCAGGUUUAUGGUAACCACUAUGGCAAUUGGUACUCUGUUUUUAUAAAGCUAGAAGUGGGUUAAAUCCUUUCACACCAAAAGAUAGGAGUUUAACUUCUUUGUCACUCAUGUAAAAUAUCCAAGCUGAUAAAUCUUCUGGAGGAUUAGUUAGUUUGAUGGAGAAGGUAACUGUACCCCUGUUUGAAAUGUGAAUUCCUGGGAUCUCCCCAAGUUCAAAGUGAUCUGGGUAGUUCAGGAGGUAGGAUAGUAGAAAAGAAUGUUGGAUCUGGAAACAGGAGACCUGGUUUCAAGUCAUAGCUCUGCUUCUUACUACUUGUUUUGUGAUAUUCUCUGGAUCUUAUUUUCCUUGUCCGUAAAGUGAGGAGACUGGAUUGGGUAGCCCCUAAGAAUCUUCCAGUUCGAAAUAUAUGAUCUUGAAAUCCUAUGAAGCUGGGUGAUUGAUAUCUGGUGCUGCAUUAUGAAAAUAAUGAAUAAUUUAAUUUACUCCUUCAUUCACAGCAGUGCAUGUUUGUUAUUUUCCUUCUUUGAAAGAGCUUGUGGCAAUCAGAAUACUAGAAACUGAAUGGAAGAAGAGUUCUCUUUGUCACAAUGCUUUUUAAUGGCAAAAACAAACAAAAAACUCAAACCAAACCAAACAAAAGAAUUGCAUUUGAGAUUUGAGUUAAGAUCAAUUCAAUUCAAUAAACAUUUAUUAAGUACCUCCUAAGUGUGCUGUACUAUACAAAGCAGUAUGGAUACAGUUAAUAAAAAGAAAGAAUUCCUGCUCUCAAGGAGGUUACAAUCUAAAGUGGGAAAUAAUAGACAAAAGAAGGUAGAAAAGGGUUGGGGCAGGACAGGGGACAACCAGCAGAAGCAUCUUGUGCCUUGAAGUAGAUACCAGGCAGGACAAUGGAUGUAAAUUAGAUUGAGUUGAUUUUCAGGCCUAUAUAAUGGAAGGCAUUAGGAUAACUUUGCUAUUACCCCUCCAACACUCCAAUCUGAGGAGAGAGAAGGAUAAGGGAAGUGGUGUUAAUUAAGGCUUGCAUUAGCAGCAUGGUGGUAAGAUUAGAAGUGAUGAGUUUAUCCAGGGAGAGACUUGGAACCAUGCCAGAGCAGAGGAUACAAUCAUCUCAAAGGAUAAAAAAAAAAUCAAUCAUCAACAACUACAUAGAUAUAUUGUUAUAGAUGCUUGUGUUCAGGACAUAAUUGUGUUUCAAACUUUUUCUAUAAUCUAUUGGCUUUCUUUUACCAAUUUGGACACUCUGGAUAACAUUACUGAUGGUUUCUUUUGUUGGUAUACACUCAGCCAAGUGCAAUUAAGUGAUUUUCUUAGCAUUUAAUAUGAUAAUUAUUAAAUUGGUUGCCCUCUUUCCCACUAGAUUAUUAUUUAGCAGAUAUCCACUGAGUGCCUGCUAUGGGCAAGGUACUGUGUUGUUGACAAGCGUACUUCUUCAGUGACUUGAUGAAAUACCAUGUGCUUCUUUGUGCUUCCUAAACAGCUGGGGACCUUCUUGACUUGAUGGGAAAUUAAACAACCAGAAGAAACAUUUUUCGGAAUGGGAUUAGCAGGUAGAAGCAAAACAAGACGUGGAACUCCAUGGCAAUGGGUCUUUAGGGGAAACUGAAAGAAAAUGGUAUAUAAUAACCAAAGGGGAUAAUUGCUCUUCACAGAAUUCUAAUAGAAUUGUACUUUCAUUUGUGUGCUGAAGUUUGAAGUCUUUAGUAAUUAAGGAAAAAAAAAACAAGUUUCAAUUUAAUUCAAAAAGCUUUUUUAAAGAAUAUGCUUUAAAAAAAGAAUAUACUAUGUACUAGGCAUUGUUUUAGGCACUAAAGGAAUACAAAGACAAAAAUGAAAUAAUUCCUGUUCUCAAAGAUCUUAUGUUCUACUAUAUUGAACAAAACAUAAUCUAAAACAUAUGUAUUCCUUACUUAUAAUUAUAUUUGUCCAGUUUUCCAAUGAUAAUGACAGCUACCUUCAAUAAAGGAACACCUUUUUUUUUUAAAUCUGAAGAAAAACAGCAAAAAAAAAAAAUCAUAGAUUUAAAUGUUAGAAGAUCUUUAUGUUUAAUCCCUUUAUUUUACAGAGGAAGAGAAAAAAACCCCACGAUGUACCACCUACUUUACAAAUAUUAUUUCAUUUUAUUCUCACAAAAUCUCUGGGAAAUAAGUAUUAUUAUUACCUUCAUUUUACAGUUGAGCCUGGACCAGAGUCAGGAAGAUUCAUUUUUGCUGAGUUCUAAUCUAGCGUCAGACACUUACUACUGGUGUGACUCUGGGCAAGUCACUUUACUCUAUUUGCCUCAGUUUUUUCAACUGGGAACUGGAGAAGGAAAUAGUGAAUCAUUCCAAUAUCUUUGAAAAGAAAAGCCCAAAUAAGGUCACAAAGAGUUGGACACAACUGAAAUGACUGAACAACAAUAAUAAAACAACAAGUCAACAGUGACCUAAGUGGCCUUUAAUAUCCAAGUAACCUAAUUAAUACUUUAGUCCAAAAAUCUGUAAUACAUGUGACCUGAUACAAUGUAUCAUCAACCUUGCAGAAUAUAUUCUAACCAUUUUUGCCAAGACCUUUAGAUGUUAUAGCACUAGGCUUACAACUGAGUUUGGAUGACCCACUUUUUCUCAAUACGGACCAUACUGUAUUUAACUGUUACUGAAUUCAGUGGCCAAUUGUUCAUUUUUGAAUGUAUAUUGUAUCUUGUGUACUAAUGAUUAAAUAAUGAAAUAAAAAUUCACAUUCCUUUUUGAUUCAGAA
This is a messenger RNA of Antechinus flavipes (yellow-footed antechinus), 4508 nucleotides long. RefSeq names its product mesenteric estrogen dependent adipogenesis (gene MEDAG). The transcript is spliced from 5 exons. The record is from RefSeq and is a predicted model, not a curated record. Lineage: Eukaryota; Metazoa; Chordata; Mammalia; Dasyuromorphia; Dasyuridae. Bases 379 to 1335 code for a protein of 318 amino acids. Gene Ontology annotation, cellular component: cytoplasm.